Ixodes scapularis (black-legged tick) is the source of this 664-nucleotide messenger RNA. Its product is annotated as calcium load-activated calcium channel. The record is from RefSeq and is a predicted model, not a curated record. Gene Ontology annotation, cellular component: endoplasmic reticulum; cytoplasm; endoplasmic reticulum membrane. Gene Ontology annotation, molecular function: calcium channel activity. Gene Ontology annotation, biological process: endoplasmic reticulum calcium ion homeostasis. Lineage: Eukaryota; Metazoa; Arthropoda; Arachnida; Ixodida; Ixodidae. The coding region runs from base 56 to 607 and encodes 183 amino acids. The transcript has 7 exons.
UUUCUUUUCCUAGCUCCAAUCGGUCCAAGCUACUGCAAGUUUUAGAGGACCUGGGAUGUGGGCUGACACGCUAUUAAUUCUCAUAAUUUCCAUAUUUACUGCUCUAUUGAGCGAAGGUUUAACAUGGCUCAUGGUCUACAGGACAGAAAAAUACCAGAAACUGAAGGCGGAGGUCGAAAAGCAGAGCAAAAGACUUGAAAAGAAAAAGGAGGCUCAUGGAGAUUCCGUUGAUCGGCAACAGAAGAAAAAAAUUGAGCGUGAAGAGGAGAAGCUGAAAAACAACAACAGGGAUCUAUCUUUGGUCAAGAUGAAGUCUAUGUUUGCUAUAGGCUUCGCUUUCACUGCCCUCCUGAGCAUGUUCAACUCCAUCUUCGAUGGCAGGGUUGUGGCCAAGCUUCCGUUUGUGCCAAUCUCCUGGGUCCAGGGGCUCUCGCAUCGUAACCUCACGGGCGAAGAUUAUACGGACUGUUCCUUCAUCUUCCUCUACAUCCUCUGUACCAUGUCCAUCAGACAGAACACGCAGAAGCUCCUUGGCUUCGCACCAUCACGAACAGCCAACAAGCAGAGCGGUACCCUGUUUUCACCCGGUCCACAACCGCUCAAGUAGUGCGAGAAUCAUGGUCUGUAACACCGAAGAAUAAAGCUCCAUUUUUUCAAAGUUUGA